Andrographis paniculata is the source of this 1238-nucleotide messenger RNA. Its product is annotated as F-box protein At3g58530. The transcript has 12 exons. NCBI's taxonomy places the organism in Eukaryota, Viridiplantae, Streptophyta, Magnoliopsida, Lamiales, Acanthaceae. Gene Ontology annotation, cellular component: SCF ubiquitin ligase complex. The record is from RefSeq and is a predicted model, not a curated record. Gene Ontology annotation, biological process: SCF-dependent proteasomal ubiquitin-dependent protein catabolic process. Bases 50 to 1081 code for a protein of 343 amino acids. Gene Ontology annotation, molecular function: protein binding.
UCAUAUCGUAUAGUAUCGUCGUCUUCGUCUUCGGUUAUGCGGCGAAGCCAUGGAUGUCUGGGAGAGAGAUGUGGUGCCAAAGGUGAUGAAGAUUGUCAGCACCAGACUUCCUCAGAGGGACCUGAUUUCUCUUCUGCUUGUCAGCUCUUCGGUUCAUCGCAAUCUGCUUUCUCACCCUUCCCUAUGGCUGGUUCUUGAUUUUCAUGAGAUGCAUAAUGCAGGAAAUCGCCUUGUGGCAGCUCUUUCACUGUCGCGGUACCAGAAUGUGAAGCAUAUAAACCUUGAGUUCUCCCAUGAUAUUGAAGACAGACAUCUUGAAGUUUUGAAAAGCAAGUGUGGAAAGUCACUUAAAAAUCUUGAGGUUCUCAAUUUGAAUGGCUGCCAGAAGAUAUCUGAUGUGGGAAUUGAAUUUAUAACAUCCAAUUGCCCAAAGCUAAAGAUUUUUUCUAUCUAUUGGAACAUUAGGGUUUCAGACCUCAGUAUCAAGAGCUUGGUGAAGAAUUGCAAACUUAUUAUCGACUUGAAUCUAAGUGGUUGUAAGAAUAUCACCGAUGAGAGCUUAAUCUUGAUUGCGGAACAUUUUCAUGGAUUGCAACAUUUGAACUUGACAAGAUGCAUCAAGCUUACUGAUAGUGGUUUGCAAACAAUAUUGUGCAAGUGCUCCUCCAUUCAGAGCCUGAAUCUUUAUGCUCUUUCCAGUUUUACAGAUGUAGCUUACAAGAAGUUGUCCCUUCUGAUUAACCUUCAAUUUUUAGACCUCUGUGGUGCUCAGAAUCUUUCAGACAAUGGACUUUCCUGUAUAGCCAAUUGCAGGAAUUUGACUUCUCUCAAUUUGACAUGGUGCGUGCGAAUCACUGAUCAAGGAGUGAUUGCUAUUGCGGAAGGGUGUAGGUCACUUGAAUUUUUAAGUUUGUUUGGAAUAGUCGGGGUUACAGACAAGAGCUUGGAGGCCCUUUCAAGGUUCUGUUGUAGAACAAUUACCACCCUUGAUGUCAAUGGUUGUAUAGGAAUACAGAGACGAAGCCGCGAUCAACUACUUCAGCUGUUCCCAAAACUCAAGUGCUUUAAAGUCCACAGCUGAGGAAGGCAUUUAAAUUUUGUUGAAUUUUAAGGCACCUAAGGUGUUACAGAUUUUAUUGUAUUGUAGUGAGGACUAACUACACUGCUACAUAAUGGUUUAAGAUAUCUUUCUGGUUUUUACAAUUAGAAAGGCAAAUAAUACACUAUUUCUCAGACAA